This is a messenger RNA of Tympanuchus pallidicinctus (lesser prairie-chicken), 5576 nucleotides long. RefSeq names its product tetraspanin 9 (gene TSPAN9). Lineage: Eukaryota; Metazoa; Chordata; Aves; Galliformes; Phasianidae. Gene Ontology annotation, cellular component: membrane. The coding region runs from base 545 to 1582 and encodes 345 amino acids. The record is from RefSeq and is a predicted model, not a curated record. The transcript has 7 exons.
CAGUUGCUGCUGAUUUCACAUCAACAGCAGUGAAACACAGAGUGCACUCUGAUAGCUGAUUACUGAAUGAGAUACUGUAAACGGGUGGGAAAAAAAGACAGCGUGUGAAACAGACAGACUCAGAGAGGGAAGGUUAGAGCAGGAAAAGUGGUCAGGCUGCAGAGUAUUCUCCUAGGUGUACUGCGGAAGCUUUUUGGAAAUGGAUGCAAGGACCAUCUGCUGCCUACAGAUUAGAGGGCUGUAGAAUAAGGGCAGAGAGACGAGCCUGUGGCUCUUGAAUAAAAACUGAAGUUCUGCAUAUCUGAUUUAUCAAGAUAAAUCAUGAGUCUGUGCAUGGAUAGGAUAUUAAUGAAUAAAUCCAUGCUAUGGAUAGAGUACAGCCUGCAUUGCUAUAAAAAAUAGAUAAACAGCAACAAUGCAGUGAAUAAAUUCUGCAGUAAUUAUCUGAUUUAUGUAUGAAGAAAAAGAGAAGUGAAAUACAGAAAGCCUGUAUUGCAUUGCAUUUAACACUGAGAGAUGCUGUACAUCAUUGAAUCUGACAACUAUGGAAAGAGAAAUCAUGGAGAAGUCAAGUAGCGAGGAUUCUUCAAUUCACCGGAGUCCAUCUUUGGAUAGCAAAGACUCAGAUUUUGCUAAACCUUCUACCUCAGGAAGGCAAUUUGGUCGAGGUUUUACUGCUGGAGCUUUCUAUGGUACAGCUGGAUCACGCACACAGAACCACACUGGCAUCGAAACUGGGACUGGUUCUGGGACUGGGACUGGCAUAAAAAGUGACAAAUACAGUGCACCCAAAGGCAGCAAAUAUGUGGUCUUUUACCUGGAUCUAUCCUUUGUUUUCCUUUUAGAAUUUAAGAAGUGCGACAUGACAAGAGGCUGCCUGUGUUGUUUGAAAUAUAUGAUGUUCCUUUUCAAUUUGAUAUUUUGGUUAUGUGGCUGUGGGCUCCUGGGCGUGGGCAUCUGGCUGUCAGUAUCACAAGGAAACUUCGCCACAUUUUCUCCUAGCUUUCCAUCACUUUCAGCUGCCAACCUAGUCAUUGCCUUUGGUACAGUCAUCAUGGUGACCGGCUUUCUGGGCUGCCUAGGUGCUAUCAAGGAGAAUAAGUGCCUACUUUUGAGUUUUUUCAUCGUUUUGCUGAUAAUUCUCCUGGCAGAGCUGAUAUUACUAAUUUUGUUCUUUGUUUAUAUGGACAAGGUCAGUGAGAGCGCAAAGAAGGAUUUGAAGGAAGGUAUGAAGCUGUACAACUCAGAAAAUAACGUUGGUCUGAAAAAUGCAUGGAAUAUCAUUCAAGCAGAGAUGAAGUGCUGUGGUGUAAAUGACUUUACGGAUUGGUACCCAGUACUGGGAGAAAACAUUGUCCCAGACCGAUGCUGUACAGAAAACUCUCAAGACUGUGGACGGAAUUCCACUGAAUUAGUAUGGAAAACGGGAUGUUAUGAGAGAGUUAUGACUUGGUUUGAUGAGAAUAAGCAUGUCCUUGGCUCAACUGGGAUGUGUAUCCUUAUAAUGCAGAUUCUUGGCAUGGCCUUCUCCAUGACACUCUUCCAGCAGAUUCACAGGACUGGCAAAAAAUAUGAUGCCUAAAGCCUCUGAAACAUUAUCACAUCAGCCCUUGUGUUUGAUCAUAAAAAUGAACAAAAGGAGAGACUGCAAAGAGUAUCAAGCCAAGCCCUGCUGAGUGAAUCCGUCCCACUGUCUGAUCUACUUUGUUGUUACUUGUACAGAUAUUAUCACAACUUGUUGUUUGAUUCAUAUUUUUCUCUGUUUCACAUUUGCCAUUUAUUUGCCAAAGAGAGGGGGAAAAGCUCCCGAACACAUGGAUUUUCUAAACAAAAUCAUACAUCUGUUUCCAAGACUAUUCCCUUGAUUUAAGAACACGUUUUGCUCUACCAAUACAUGCUAAAUGUGCAAAAGUUAUAUAAGUUAAACUUUAAGGGAGAAUUCUUCAAAGUCUUCCAUUACGUUUUCAACCCUCAUGUUCAAUUCACUGGAAGUCUUGUAAAAGCUACUCUAACUGGGAGUCUUAUGAAUUGGAGCUUCUUGUACCUGAUGGUGUAUACUUUUUUGUUAUGAUAAUGAUGAUUAUUAAUAUUAUGAUAAAUAUAGCUUAGAAUUUAGUAUCCUGAUUUAUAGCUUCUAUAUAAUAUAUCUGUUUUUACACAUUUAUUGUACAUUAGUGUAGAAACCACUGUGCAACCUCCUGAGGAUAUGUUUUUCAAAGUUGACAGUUGGGGAGGACAGAUAAAGAAAAUGUUUCUCAAGUUCACUACUUGAGAAACACUCCUCCUACCUCCUACUUAAUACUCCUGUGAUGCUAAAUUUCAGUGUCUUUACCCAGCCAAAGCAGACUGUGACACUGUAAUUGGUGCUCCUUGUUAGACUGUUUUGAUGUUAUGCUACUUUGAAAUCUAAAAGUAAUGGCUAAGUGAGUAAUUCUCCCUGGCAUAAAGGAGAAAGGUUGCAGUCUGGCCUGCUGGUCACUUGGCAGCAGGUUUCACAAACUGUAUUGUCUGUUUCAAAAAAUUUGCAUAAAGCAUGGUGUGCUGCAGGAUAUUAGAAAGAGGGGUAGCAAUUUUAUUACAAUUUUGUCAUGCUAUGCCUUUCAGUGAAGUGGUUCCAUCAAAGAGAUGACAGCUAUCUCUCUGAGCUGGAAAAGAUGUCUCUGGACAGAGAGGAACAUGAAUUUGAUUAAAGAAGAGCAGGUUCAGAAAAGGGGCAAUUUCCAAAAGAAACUGAGAGAGACAAUGCACUGUCACACCUUCAGCACAGAACUGGUUCAUGCUGGGAGAUUGCCAGAUCUACCCAGUGAUGUGAUCAAGAGUUCACUGAGAUGCGAUGCAUAUUUUUUAGCCAUAUUCUGACUACAAAAUUUGAACAAAAAUUCUAGUUUGAAUGCCAUUUUAUUGUAAGCCAAUUCCAUUUACUUUUUUUUUUUUUUUUUUUUUAAAGAAAUCUCUCCUAAGUUUUACAGUGUUGUGAAGGAAGAAGAAAAGGCCAUUAGAGCAUGUUGUGUUUUAGCUCCAGUCAGGGCUUAACUAAGCUCUGAAAGGAAUUCUACUUUAUAUUAAUUCAGCUUAUAUUAACUGGCAGUUAGAGGGGAUCUUUGUAAGUUACCUCAUCCAGUGUCACUCUCAAAAGAGAGCUGUCAUCUAUGUGAGAUGGAAUUCACUAUGAUGUUAAUAGACUGAAUAACAGAAACUGCUAAGGAUGGAGAUUUUAUGCCUCUGUGGUAUCCCAUUCAGAGCCGUGCCAUGUCAAACUACUCCUGUGGUAAAUACAUUUCUCCUAAUGUUCAGUCUGAAUAUUUAUGUUUUAAUCUCUGAAAAUACGUUGGUUUCGUUGUAUAAUUCAGCCAAUCUUUUCAUGAUGAGCUGAAGUAACAAUUGGGCCGCUUCCUAUCUGGAAAGUAUGAGUACCCUGUUUUAUCUUCCUAGUAGGUUCUGUUUGCAUUUGUAAAUCAGACAGCAUUUUGUGUGGACUCUCUCACUUUUUGAUGUUCCUUUGAGAUCAGUAUGAUGGAAAGAGUGUGAAUGCAUGGGACAAGAGAGAUGAAUUUGUAUUUUGGGUAUUACAGUGAUGUAGUCCAUUACUAAUCUUAAAGAAUGGCCCUUGUCCACAUGAGCAUGAUGUCUGAAGUUUCAUAAAUCUCUUGUUGCCUACUGAAGAACACUGUAUGGGCUCAGCUAUUUAAUUUGCAUUGCCUUUGAAAUCCAGGGAAGGAGUAGAAGGGAAGCACAGUAACUGAAUCCAGUUUUAAUUCCACUUCUAACAAAAAUUGGGACCAAGAACAUCUGAGCCUCAUUGGAGAUGUUGCUCAUCAAAGAAGGGGCUCUGAUGCCCAGUAUACUUGCUGCUACAUGUAAGACCAUAUACAAAAUACCUUAUACAAAAUUACUAAAAUGUGUUGCUAUUUCUACAAGAAAGACAGAACAAUUUUCAUCUAAUGACUCUAUUACAUUCUCCCUUUGGUCAGAGGUGCUUUACUUUUUUUAAUUUUCUUUGGGGUUUGAGAAGAAUAAGAUGCAUCACAUCACAUCUGUCCUCUUGGGUUGCACUGUGGUACGUGCUACAACUUAAAUUUCAAUCUACAUACAGCUUUUAUACAAAAAAAAAAAAAAAAAAAAAAAGUGAAAACAAUAGGAAAGUAAAAAAAAAAAAAUUAAAGUUCAUCAAUAAAACAGAGAAGAAAUGCAUAGUUGCAGAUUUGACUAUUUUGCCUUCCAUCUAAACUUUUUUUAGAAUGCUUCAUUCCAUUUCACAAUCUAAUAGUAAAUACAAUAGAUCUUAAUCUGAAGAUUACUUUUAUCAUUCUAAACACAAUAUUAAUUGAGGUAGUUACACAAGCUUUGUGUAUUUAUCUCUGUGAAGCCACUCUACAGUAAGGUAGUCGAGAGCAGGGCUGGUUUGUGUCUCUAGCUGACACACCGAUGUGGGAGAAGACAGACAUCCUGAAAGGAGAAGAAAAGUAAUGCCAUUUUCUAGGCAACAGAAACAGCCUUGGAAACUGUGAGGCUGCAUCAGUAAGUUUGUCAUGGAAAGCACUGUCUCGUAACUGUUUGGUCUCGUGUAUAUAUGCACUUUUCUUGCUUAUGCUAAUGGGUGGCUUUCUCUGCGUUUUCCCCAAACAUCAUUUUAGUUAUUUAGCUGCAAAUUUUUAGCAUGUUUUUAAAUUUAAAAAAGUGAUAAUUCAGUAAAAAUAUAUUUAGUAUACACAAAUAUUGAUUUGUAUCAAUACAUACUUCUCUGCAUCGUGUUUUCUGGAAAGCAGAGUUCAAGUGUGUGAAAAUGCUGUUUCUUUGAAUAUUUCUUCAGAUUGUAGUGUAUCUGCUGUCUCACUGUGCUUUAUGUUUGGAAGCUGCAUCAGCGCUUAGCAGAGACAUUGGGAAAACUCCUUGAAAACUGUGGAAGUGAAAGCAGUGAAUUAUGUUCCCUCUUGGUGGUACCAAGGUUUUUAGUUAUAGGAAUUGCAGGUGGAGAGAACUGAAAAGAGCACACUCUCUGCACAUAGCAUGUGAGAUGUUACCAACAAUGGCGUAAAUUUAUCAAUGAUAACAGAUUAGUUGUGUACUCUGUGCAUUGAGUUCUUGGACUAUGGUCAAGUUAUGCCAACCCUCUUACAACUCUCUUGUGUCCCUCCCCACUGUCUCCAUUACUAUUAAUAUACAUGGACUACAAAUAUACACAGGAGUGCAAGCAGAAGACAGCAGAAUUGCUCCUUGUGGUCUUUUUUGGGCAGUAUGUUGGUCAAGUAUAGAGAAGACAAGAAAGAAAAGGGUAUUUUCCUAGCUGAUAUUUUUUGGGAGCAGCAUGGAAUAGGGCACACAUUCUGAUGUAACUUACUUUUAUAGGGUUGAACAGCUUCAUCCUGUAGCCUACGUGGGGAAACAUGGAGAUGUUUGCCUGCAGACUAGCCAGCCGUCUGUUGUGCAGUAGAUAGUAGACACAAAGACACUAACAACAUACCAUUCCCACCAGGUGAUGUUUGCACCAGUGUUUCUUCUAUGCAAUACCUUUUUUGCCUUUAUAUAAAAGUUUUUUUAAUAGGAUGAUACACAAAUAAAGGAUAUUUUAAAAGGUG